Molecule: messenger RNA, 3019 nt
Organism: Myodes glareolus (Bank vole)
Lineage: Eukaryota; Metazoa; Chordata; Mammalia; Rodentia; Cricetidae
Source: RefSeq, a predicted model, not a curated record
UACUCCUGCCCCAUGCCCGCCCCCACUGCCCCACUCAAGGCCAAUCUCUCACUGUGGGAGACUGACGCUGAACAGCGCUGUCUUUGGUGAAUGCCCACAGCAGAUGCCACGCAGUUCCGAAGCAGGAUACUGCUGCCUGACCAGGGACUCCAACAUGCCCGACAGUAGAGAUGCUCAGCAGCAAGGUGCCUUGGAGACCACCCAAAACAACUCCCAAACCAGCUCCUUAAUUGAUGGGCGAACGCUCCCCAAAGAGUCCUCAACUCAUGGCCUUGAGUUCUCAGCUCCAGAGAAGGCCUCACCGCCAGAUGCCGCAGAGGAAACACUCUGGACAGCUCGGGCAGAUGGAAGAGUGCGCCUGCGCCGGGAACCCUUCUGCACGCAGCCACCCUAUACCGUGCACCGGAUGUUCUACGAGGCCCUGGAUAAGUACGGGAGCCUCAGUGCUCUGGGCGUCAAGCGCAGAAACAAGUGGGAACGCAUCUCUUACUACCAGUACUACGAGAUUGCCCGCAAAGUCGCCAGGGGCUUUCUGAAGCUCGGCCUGGAGCGAGCCCACAGCGUGGGGAUCCUCGGCUUCAACUCCCCAGAGUGGUUCUUCUCUGCGGUGGGCACAGUGUUCGCAGGGGGCAUUGUCACUGGCAUCUACACCACUAGCUCCCAUGAGGCCUGCCAGUACAUCGCCCACGACUGCCGUGCCAACGUCAUUGUGGUUGACACACAGAAGCAGCUGGAGAAGAUACUGAAGAUCUGGAAAGAUUUGCCACAUCUAAAAGCAGUGGUGAUAUACCAAGAACCCCUUCCAGAGAAGAUGGCCAACGUGUACACGAUGGAAGAACUCAUAGAACUGGGACAAGAAGUACCUGAGGAGGCCCUGGACGCUGUCAUCGACACCCAGCAGCCCAACCAGUGCUGCGUGCUGGUCUACACAUCCGGCACCACCGGAAACCCCAAGGGCGUGAUGUUGAGUCAAGACAAUAUCACAUGGACGGCGCGGUUCGGCAGUCAGGCUGGGGACAUCCAGCCAGCAGAAGUCCAGCAGGAGGUCGUAGUCAGUUACUUGCCCCUCAGCCACAUUGCUGCCCAGAUCUACGACCUGUGGACCGGCAUCCAGUGGGGAGCCCAGGUCUGCUUUGCAGAUCCCGAUGCCCUAAAGGGGAGCCUGGUGAACACACUGCGGGAGGUGGAGCCCACAUCCCACAUGGGGGUGCCUCGUGUGUGGGAGAAGAUCAUGGAAGGGAUCCAGGAGGUGGCGGCUCAGUCUGGCUUCAUCCGGCGCAAGAUGCUGCUAUGGGCCAUGUCAGUGACCUUGGAACAGAACCUCACUUGCCCUAGCGAUGACCUGAAGCCCUUCACAAGCAGACUGGCAGAUUACCUAGUAUUAGCCAAGGUCCGUCAGGCUCUGGGCUUUGCCAAGUGUCAGAAGAACUUCUACGGAGCAGCCCCCAUGACUGCGGAGACACAGCGCUUCUUUCUGGGCCUUAACAUCCGCCUGUACGCAGGCUAUGGCCUCAGCGAGAGCACAGGCCCCCACUUCAUGUCCAGCCCCUACAACUACCGACUGUACAGCUCUGGCAAGUUGAUCCCUGGCUGCCGGGUGAAGCUGGUGAAUCAGGAUGCCGACGGCAUUGGUGAGAUCUGCCUGUGGGGCCGCACCAUCUUCAUGGGCUAUCUGAACAUGGAGGAAAAAACAUGUGAGGCCAUUGACUCGGAAGGCUGGCUACACACGGGUGACAUGGGCCGUCUGGAUUCUGAUGGCUUCCUCUACAUCACUGGGCGCCUCAAAGAAUUAAUCAUCACUGCGGGUGGGGAGAAUGUGCCCCCGGUGCCCAUUGAGGAGGCCGUGAAGACGGAGCUGCCCAUCAUCAGUAGUGCCAUGCUGAUAGGGGACCAGAGGAAGUUCCUGUCCAUGCUGCUGACUCUGAAGUGCACGCUGGACCCAGAGACAUCGGAGCCAACGGACAACCUGACAGAGCAAGCUGUGGAGUUCUGCCAGCGGGUGGGCAGCAGGGCCAGCACCGUAUCCGAGAUUGUGGGGCAGAGAGAUGAGGCUGUGUAUCAGGCCAUCCAGGAAGGGAUCCAGAGGGUGAACGCGAAUGCAGCAGCCCGGCCCUACCACAUCCAGAAGUGGGCCAUUCUCAAACGUGACUUCUCCAUUUCCGGUGGAGAACUAGGCCCCACCAUGAAACUGAAACGGCUCACGGUUCUGGAGAAGUACAAAGAUAUCAUCGAUUCCUUUUAUCAGGAGCAAAAACAGUAGUCGGGGGCCAUGCUCUUGGCAUCUGCUGGAGGGAGGAUGGCCUGGUGUCUCCCUGCCUGGACACAGCACUGACAUCUCCAAUACCUUAGCCACUGCUCCUGCUCAGGUGUCAGAGAAACCGCGCUCCUUCUGAAAGAGAAGACUGUUCAUUUUGGCCUCAGUCCAGGCAGACUUACAAGGUUCUAGUCCUGGGAACAGGUCUACCAGGGCUGGCUGCUGGACAGGGAAAAGGGAUGACAGCCCCAUUACUAAUGCGUGCUGCAGAGACAGCAGUCACAGCUUGCCUAAUGGCCUCACUUAACUCUGGCAUCUUCUUGGACGCUAGUACCAGGCUCUCCUCCACUUUAAACACAAUAGGCUUGAUGCUUAACAAACUGCUUCUGCCUAUGUGGCUGUAUUUAAUAUGUAAUUUUGAGUAUUAAACCUUUUAACAAACCUGCAACAAGUAACCUGAUGUUUUUUGUCGGUUGGGCGGGUAGAACAGAGCAUGAACAGUUAACCCACGGAAGUGAGAGUUAACCAUUAGUAUAUCAUUAGCGGCCUACAAUACACAAAGGUGCAAGAUGGGGUCAGGUGGAACGUUCCAGUUAAAGCAGUCAACCCUAUUACCACCUAUUACAACAAGCUAAGCCAAAAUGCCUUAAGGCACCCAAGAGGCAGAGAAUGCAAACAUCUCAGCAGUUUUUAAAUUCUUUAUUACUGUGAACCCAAAGCCACUGGUAACUAGAACAAUCCAGUAAGACAGGGAAAGCAGCAGCU